Molecule: messenger RNA, 1557 nt
Organism: Symbiodinium sp. CCMP2456
Lineage: Eukaryota; Dinophyceae; Suessiales; Symbiodiniaceae
Source: the annotation of a GenBank genome assembly
AACGGAGACACCGUGACGAAAACCGGUAUCAAGUGGUCGAUCGACUCCGUCUAUCCGCCUCGUGAGAAGGACAAGGAGAACGUCCUCGGACGCGUCUCCUUCGCCUUCGUCCCACCCGAACUCAAACCCAUCACCGUCAGCCAGCGAUGGAAGACCGACGACGGCGCGCGCCGGUCGAAAGUCGUGGUGGAGAUCGAGCCGGGCGCACGUGUGCGUGUGAUCGAUGCGCGGAUGUACGCCGACAAGAACGGCGAGGCGUUCGUGAUGACGGACAUCGACCUGGACUUCGACCUCGGGCGCGAAGUUGCAGCCGAAGCGAUGAAGCAGCUGGACGCGAACGGGCUCACGCGCUCGCUGUACAACGUCGUCCCGGUCCCCGAACCGCUCGUGAUGAGCCGCUCACGCGGCGUGGUCGUUUUCGCAUCCAGCGCCACGGAAAGGGCGGUCAUGGUUUCGAGCAGCGACGCGCGAGAACUCCAUCAGCACGGCUUGAGGCGGACGCCGCAAGGCGUGCCAUCGCUGUCAACCGGGCGAUCCGAUCCUUUACUUGAUACUCACAAACAAAGCGGGGCGCGAGAAAACGACGCCGUCCGCGAGGAAGCCGCAGACCGCCUGCGCGACCACGAGCGGACGAUGGACCGGUACUCACGCGGGCACGCCCGAGCGCUCGCCCAGGCGAAGUACCUCCGGUCGAUCGAGGGAGCGGGGCGGUACCAGGCGGAUUUGCUGACGAAGACCGCGACGAAGCUCGAAACGUGCGCCCAGUUGCUGGAGUUUCGCGCGUACUUCACCGAAGACACGAUCAAACUCACGGCGGCGAGGCUCUGCGAGCAGUACAAACUCUGCCCGCUGUGCGCAGCCAGGCGAGCCGGUCGCGGCGUGCGUCGGUACGCGGCGAGAGUGGCGCACGUGAUGAACGAAGCCCCGACGCUCAAGCCGUACCUGGUGACGCUGACGAUGCGCAACCAGGACAACCUCGACGCGGUCUUCGAGCGGUUCAUGGACUGCAAGUCGCGGCUCGUGCAGCGGCGUCGCGACGCGGUGAAGAUCCCGCCGCGCACGCACUCGGUCACGAUGCACUGGGACGGGUUCGUCGGUUCGCUUGAGAUCAAGCGCGGCAAGAACUCGGACGCGUGGCACCCGCAUGUGCACCUGGUUGUUCUGUCGCGCGAAGACUUGGCGACCGAGGACUGCCAGGAGCAGCUGAGCGCCGAGUGGCACGCGAUCACCGGCGACUCGUUCAUCGUGGACGCUCGCCCGUUCGAGCACCCGGACGAUCCGGCGCGUGACCUGGUCGAAGUCCUCAAGUACCCGAUGAAGUUUCAAGGGUUGUCGCUUGCCGACGCCUGGCACGCGCACGACCUGACACGCGGUCGGCGGUUCCUGUUCAGCGGCGGCUCGCUCUGGGGCGUCAAGAUCGAUCUGGUGGACGAAGCGCUCGCCGAGGAUUUGCCGUACGUCGAACUGCUGUACGAGUACCACGAACACGUGGGGACGUACGCGGAGCCGGUGGACCAAGCCGAGAAGUUGCAGGCCGCGAUCGGCGGUGCGUCAUGA